UCGUUCUACAGAUUCCAUAGCAGAACGUAUGUUUUCUUGCGUCCACUGAGCUCGUCGUGGAGGCAUGUCUGUCCAGUCUAAAUUUAAAUCAGCUUGUGAUCAAGCAAGAAACUUUAAGAAACGGCCUGCAGAUGGAGACGUGCUUGAGUUGUACGGCUUAUACAAACAAGCUACUGUUGGGGAUGUUAAUAAAGCUAAGCCAUCGGACUCUGAAGGUGCUGCAAAAUGGAACGCAUGGAACUCCAAAAAAGGUUUAGCUGCCAAAUACGCAAAAGAGCAGUACAUCGCCAAUGUGAACACUCUGGCACCGAAUCACUCAUAAUUGAUAUGUCAUGGUAACAUGACAAACUAAAGCAGCUUCAGAUUCAAUGCGAUGUUAUUUUUCAAAUAAUGUAUCCCAAAGUAUGAAUAGAAUCUCUCAUAAACGUACA
Messenger RNA from Acanthoscelides obtectus, 431 nucleotides. The record is from the annotation of a GenBank genome assembly. Lineage: Eukaryota; Metazoa; Arthropoda; Insecta; Coleoptera; Chrysomelidae.